CGGAGCGGUGUUUGAACCCCGCACUCAAAAUGCUCUCUGUCUCGCCAGCGGCAUAACAGGGCUCGUACACGCGCACGGAUUGAUAUAAAACAACGACAGCAAUUACAAUGCAGCGCACCGUUGUGGCCCUCGCGCUGGCCGCUUGCGUGCAGGCCUUCGCGCCGCCGCGAAUCGUGGCAACAACGCCGGCUGCUAAGUCAUCAGUGCUGCCACUCCGCUCCGAGUCGGCGCUCCGCUCGGCUGUCGCCGAGGAGACCUUCGAGCAACGAUCCAGCGUGGUACCGACACUUCGCGUUGACGCGGGCGCCUCGCGUCGCGACGCGGCCGCAUGAGAGUCCACGCGUCUCGCGAGAGAGCAGUUUCGCGACGGUGCCACACGCAGGUUCACGGCGGAGACGGAUAGAGUGAUGGAGAUCAUCAUCAAUUCCCUGUACAGCGACAAGGACGUCUUCCUCCGAGAGCUCGUGAGCAACGCGGCCGACGCCUGCGACAAGAAGCGCUUUCUGUCCAUCGAAGCGGGCAACGCCGCCGACGCGCUGCGGGUGCGGAUCACGGCGGACCCGGACAAGAAGACGUUGACGAUCGAGGACAGCGGUGUCGGCAUGAGCCGCGACGAGCUCGUGGCCAAUCUCGGUAAAAUAGCCAAGUCCGGCACGAAGGCCUUCGCCGAAGCUCUUGGUGACGCUCCGGACGACGUCAAUCUCAUAGGGCAGUUCGGCGUCGGCUUCUACUCCGGUUAUUUGGUUGCGGACAAAAUGACAGUAACGACAAAAAGCAUGAACUCCGACAAAACACAUACCUGGUCGUCGGAUGCCAAAUCAGGAUUCACUGUCAGAGAAGAAGGUGAGAUUGAGGGGUCGUCGGGCACGCGCAUUGUGUUAGAUGUGAAGGAGGACUGCUCGGAAUACCUCGAAGAGGCGACCUUACGAAGGCUACUCAAGCGGUACUCGGAGUUCCUGCAAUUCCCCAUCGAGUUGUACGCCUCGAAGACGACGUACGACGACGAGGUCGACGAGGAGGCGACGAAGAAGGCCCGAGAGAGCGACCCCGACGCGAAGGAGGUGACGAAAAGUGUGACCAAUGUGAAAUUCGACUACGAGGUCGUGAAUUCCAUGAAGCCGCUCUGGCUGCGGCCGCCGAAGGAGGUGAACGCUUCCGAACACUCCGAGUUUUAUAAAUCGGCAUUUAGGGCCUUUGACGACCCGCUGCGUACUAUACAUUUUGCCUUAGAAGGUCAAGUACAGUUCAAGGCGUUGAUGUACGUGCCCAAGUCGUUACCUUUCGAGUUAAAUCAGAACAUGUUCGACGAAAAUGCGAAUAGCAUGAAGUUAUAUGUUAAGCGGGUAUUUAUUAAUGACAAAUUUGAUCUGUUACCUAGAUGGCUCGUGUUCAUGCGCGGCAUUGUUGAUAGCGAAGAUCUCCCGUUGAAUGUCGGCCGCGAGAUCCUCCAGAAGUCGAAGAUGCUCGGGGUGAUUCAAAGGCGACUCGUGCGGAAAUCGUUAGAUGCUUUUUCAGACUUACAGAAGAACGCUACCGAAUACGAUGAGUUCUGGAAGAACUUCGGGAAAUACAUUAAAGUGGGAGCGGUCGAGGAGCAGGGCGACGUGCAGAAAGAUCUGGCGAAGUUAUGCCGGUUCUACUCGACGAAGUCGGGUGAUGACCAGACCACCUUUUCAGAGUACAUAGAAAGGAUGCCCCAGAACGCCACGAAGAUCCUGUAUCUGUCCGGUGAUUCGAGGGAACAAGCUCUCAACAGUCCAGUAAUUCAAAGACUCAUAAAAACGGACUACGAAGUACUGUUACUACCGGAGGCGCUCGAUGAGAUCGUCUGCCAAGCGAUAGGCGAGGUCGACGGCAAGAAACUAGUGGACGCGUCGAAGGACGACCUCAAAGAUGUGUUUGAUGACGAUGACGAGGACGAGGACAACGGCGACUUCGAGGAACUGUGUUCGUGGCUCAAGCUGCAGCUCGAGGAUCGCGUUUCUUCCGUGAAGCUCUCGAAGCGACUGGUCGAUGCACCAGCAGCCUUAACCGAAGGAGCGUUUGGCAUGAGCCCGACGAUGCGCAAGUACAUGGCGGCGCAGGCGGUGGCGCAAGAAGACGAGUUCGCGGGCUUCGGCGGGGCGGGGAAGCCGACGCUGGAGUUGAACGCUAAAAGUUCGAUCGUGGUGGCGUUGAACAACGGGGACUUGACCUCGGACGAGGCCGAGGACGCGGCCGAGUUAUUGUUUGAUGUCGCGGCGUUGACGGGCGGGUAUGAACUGUCUGAUGCUACCGCUUUUGCGACCAAGGUGACGAAGCUGAUGGGUCAGACCGAGAUCCCGCCCAAGAAGGAGGCUGAGCCGGUCGAGGCCGAGGUCGUCGAGUGAGAUGGACCCAUGCCUCGCUUGUUGUCGACGAAGCCCCUUACUAAGAGUUUCAUGUUUUAACACUG
Messenger RNA from Pelagomonas calceolata, 2434 nucleotides. The record is from the annotation of a GenBank genome assembly. Lineage: Eukaryota; Pelagophyceae; Pelagomonadales; Pelagomonadaceae.